Parastagonospora nodorum SN15 is the source of this 996-nucleotide messenger RNA. RefSeq names its product mannitol dehydrogenase. The record is from RefSeq and is a predicted model, not a curated record. Gene Ontology annotation, molecular function: oxidoreductase activity, acting on NAD(P)H, oxygen as acceptor. The transcript has 3 exons. NCBI's taxonomy places the organism in Eukaryota, Fungi, Ascomycota, Dothideomycetes, Pleosporales, Phaeosphaeriaceae. The coding region runs from base 73 to 873 and encodes 266 amino acids. Gene Ontology annotation, cellular component: intracellular anatomical structure.
AAACCCAAGCUCAAUUGCACUUUAUUAUACCCCAAACUCAAUCCCCUUUUCAAUCCAACACAAACCGUCACAAUGCCCAUCCAAGUUCCCCAGUCCACCGAGCUCAAGGACCUCUUCAGCCUGAAGGGCAAGGUCGUCAUUGUCACUGGUGCCUCUGGCGAGACCGGUAUUGGCACCGAGGCUGCCCGUGGAUGCGCUGAGUUCGGCGCUGAUGUUGCCAUCACCUACAACUCGCGCUCAUCCGGAGCUGAGAAGAAUGCCAAGGAGAUGAGCGAGAAGUACGGCGUCAAGGUCAAGGCCUACAAGUGCCAGGUCGGCGACUACUCGUCGUGCGAGAAGCUCAUCAAGGACGUCGUAGCCGACUUCGGCAAGGUCGAUGUCUUCAUUGCCAACGCCGGCAAGACGGCCGACAACGGUAUCCUCGACGCUACUGUUGAGCAGUGGAACGAGGUCAUCGAGACCGAUCUCACUGGAACCUUCAACUGCGCGCGUGCCGUUGGUCUUCACUUCCGCGAGCGCAAGACUGGCUCCCUCGUUAUCACUGCCUCCAUGUCUGGCCACAUUGCCAACUUCCCCCAGGAGCAGGCCUCGUACAACGUUGCAAAGGCUGGCUGCAUUCACUUGGCCAAGUCGCUUGCCAAUGAGUGGAGGGACUUCGCCCGUGUCAACUCCGUCUCCCCCGGAUACAUUGACACUGGUCUUUCCGACUUCGUUCCCCAGGACAUCCAGAAGCUGUGGCACUCCAUGAUCCCCAUGGGUCGUGAUGCCAAGGCAACUGAGCUCAAGGGCGCUUACGUCUACUUCGCCUCUGACGCAUCUUCGUACUGCACUGGAUCUGAUCUCCUCAUUGACGGCGGUUACACCGUCCGAUAAGCGCAUCGCCCAGUGUGAACGACGCAGACGAACGAUACAUUACGAACAAGCAUGGGAGUUAUGCUGAAGCAACUCUAUCUUCCCUGUAGCUAUUACCGUUAUGAUAUGAACAAACGUCUUUGA